AUGGAACUUAAAAAAGUUGAUGAAGUGGUAAAGGUGUCGAUUGGCGAGAGUUUGUCGGAGUUGGUGAGUGGGUUUGGAAGGUACCAGGUUUGGCAGAGUUUCCUAGCUCUGAUUCCAGUGGUAUGCACUGCGAUGAGCAAUACCAACUUUGUGUUCGCGGCGGCUGCUGUCAACUACAGAUGUGCAGUACCAGAAUGUGAGUUAGCAAACGCAUCUUCUGGUCUUCCAAACUGGUGGCCAGUCAACGUGACAGACUAUCGUUGCUCCCGACCAGUCUUAAACAACACUUGUAUUACUAAAGAUAUCAACAAUUACGAAAACUGCGACGAAUGGAUUUAUGAAACAAAUAACUCUAUUGUUGCUGAGUUUGGUUUGGCGUGUCAAGAAUGGAAGCGGACCCUGGUGGGCACUGUUCAUAACUUGGGAGUCCUGAUUUCCAUGCCUCUUAUGGGUUUUAUUUCAGACAGGUUUGGUCGUCGUAAAGCCAUCAUAAUAAGUGGACUAAGUCUGUCUUUGGGAGCCUUUAAGACAUUAUCAGGGGCAGGUUUAAAUGGCUACGUCACCUACAUCUGCAUUGAGUUUCUGGAAGCUGUUCUUGUCACUGGGACUUAUACUUCGUGCUUUGUACUUAUCGUGGAACUCAUCGGCAGUGACAAGAGAAUUAUAGGCGCUGCUGCAGUCGGUAUAUCAGUAGCUGUUGGGGAGCUAAUAUUGGACUUGAUAGUUUGGUAUAUUCCAUAUUGGCGAAAUUUCCUUCUAAUUAUCUACUGUCCUGUUCCUAUAUUCCUAUUCUACACGUAUCUUCUAGAAGAAAGUAUGCGCUGGUUGCUCAUCAAUGGCAAAAAUUAUGAAGCGUUAGCAUUACUGCAGAAGAUAUCUCGUUGGAAUCAAUUUGCGAUUUCUGAUAAAGUAAUUGAUGACAUCAAUACUGAAUCUAAGACUACGAAUGUUGUGAACAAAGAAACGUUUACUGUAAAAUUACUUUUCACAUCUACUGCGCUACUUAAAAGAGUGGUGAUUUGUUCUUGGUGGUGGUUUACCGCAGCGUUUGUAUACUACGGUUUGAUGAUUAACUCUGUUAGUCUCCCUGGGAACAAGAACGCUAACUUUGCUCUCUCAUCCUUUGCUACCAUACCUGGUGAUAUCAUUGCUGUGAUAACUUUGGACAGAUUUGGAAGGAAAAAGACGUUGUUCUGGGGAUUCCUAUUUUGUGGACUUUGUUGUGUAACCAACGGCUUCAUACAAGAUUACAAAAUUGCAUCGCUCGUCGUGUUCCUUAUUGGAAAAACGUCAAUAUCGGCGUGUUUCAACGCGGUGUAUGUCUACACAUCAGAGCUCGUGCCUACAUCGGCGCGGGGUUCCUUAGUGGGCACUUGUUCAAUGCUGGCUCGUGUCGGUACAGUGCUGGCUCCACUUACUCCACUUUUGAGAGAUUUGUGGCAUUCCUUACCAACGACACUGUUCGGCUGCGCAUCACUCUCCGCUGCAGUUCUUACACUCGCUACUCCAGAAACACUGCGAAAACCUCUACCAGAUACCGUUGCAGAGGCAACAGCUAUGUCUUAGACUAAAUAAUACACACAUCUC
Molecule: messenger RNA, 1587 nt
Organism: Melitaea cinxia (Glanville fritillary)
Lineage: Eukaryota; Metazoa; Arthropoda; Insecta; Lepidoptera; Nymphalidae
Product: organic cation transporter protein-like
Exons: 8
Coding region: 1-1566 (521 amino acids)
Biological process (GO): transmembrane transport
Cellular component (GO): membrane
Molecular function (GO): transmembrane transporter activity
Source: RefSeq, a predicted model, not a curated record